AUGAAGUUAUUGUGGUUGUUAUCAUCAUCUUCAGUGCUACUAUGUGUCUCUGCCAGUAACUCUUGCAGCUCCAGUUCUGACUGUGGAGGAGAAGAUGAAUUUUGCUCUAGCAAGAGUUUUACCUGUGAAGUUGCCACUUGUGUGAAUUGGGCGUCUGGUCCUCCUGCGGGAGAAACGCCGUUUAGUGAAGAACCCUGUAUUGCCGAAGGUGCGCCAGCGGGAAGUGCCUUUUGCGGUUGGGAUGGAAGUUGCUACACUUAUACGUGUGACAAUUGGUACAAGUACGGACCCGUCGAGUACACCAGCCACGAUGUCACCAAUCCCGUGCGAUUGGACUGUCAAGACUACACCACUGGCGCUGCCGAUAAUAUGAACUCGGUCGUCUUUGGAUGUCGACCCUACCAGCCGGGCAGCAAAGCCCCCGAAGGCAAGACAUGGACGCAUUUCUUUAACCAAAAAUGUACCGCCAAACCACACCCCGACAAUAAUGAUGAAUUCAUUUGCUACCAAAACAACAUUGCCAGAACCGACUAUACUGAUUUUUUGGGAGAAGUUUCACGCAUCAAUCAAAAUUCCUGUGACAGAGAAACAUACGACAAUGAACAGCCACUCUACUGGUAUAUUGUACAGGUACAGCAGGAACGAAGGGGAGUCAUCACCAAACACUUACAUGGAAGAGACAAUACUGCCAGCUCCACUUCCUUUGAUGCCAGUGAAGCUGACAAAACCAUGUUUGCCAGACUCAUUAGUAAUACUGAUCCAAUCACACAACCCACUCUGGGAUCGGCUGCUUCGCCCGCUUCGUCAUCAGAUGCAGCAGCAACAACCAAUAAAAACAAAGGAUUCGGGUGGACAUCGAUCUUGGCAGCAGCUGGUGCUCUGGCCUUCCUGGGCAUUUAG
This is a messenger RNA of Seminavis robusta, 900 nucleotides long. NCBI's taxonomy places the organism in Eukaryota, Bacillariophyta, Bacillariophyceae, Naviculales, Naviculaceae. The record is from the annotation of a GenBank genome assembly.